Pocillopora damicornis (cauliflower coral) is the source of this 1421-nucleotide messenger RNA. RefSeq lists its product as uncharacterized. Lineage: Eukaryota; Metazoa; Cnidaria; Anthozoa; Scleractinia; Pocilloporidae. The record is from RefSeq and is a predicted model, not a curated record.
AAGAAUUAUUUAGAGGGCUUCAAAAUUUGAUAGAGAGUGGAAUAAUUUCAAAGUUUAAUCACCCAUGUGGAUUCUUAUUAAUAGCUUACUGAAAGUAACUCCCUUUUUUGCGGUUUGAUCUGAAUGAACUUAACAGUUAUGAUGUUAAAAUAAAAAUUGAAAAACAAAGUGCAUUACCCUUUGUUUGAUAGGUGCUGAGGUUACAGUACAAAUUAACCAGACAAUCCUGCUAGCUUGCUCUGCAUCAAGUAAUUCAGAAAAUGUGGAACAUAUCGGUUGGUACCGCUGCCGUACUGCUGAUUGCGAAUCCAAAUGGGACAACUCCCGGAUAGCUCGUGUUGAACGAAUGAGAGAGCCAUUUGUUGAUAACACUGACUUUGACAUUUACGUAAAUGGAACAUUAGUUAUCAAGAGGGUAAAAGCUGUGGAUGAUGGAAAACUUUUUAUCUGUAAAGCCAAAAGAAACCUGACAGGGGUGGAAACGUCCACCACGAUCCUCAAAAUAGCCAAAGGUAAGCCAGUGACAACGACCACAGCAUCAGGUAGGUUCUCCCACUCUUUAACCUUUUCAGAUGACCCAAAAGGACUGAACAGGGUUCUGAGAACCCCUCAAUGCAAGCAUUGCCAGAAAUUACACCCAAGAGACACUUAUAUCCAAAGUUCCUCAGUUUCACCUUCCUCAAGAAAGGAAGAUCUGGAUUUUGAGACAGCCUUCAACAAAGUCGCCCCUCUGAUCUUUUCCUUAACUGCACUUCUAGUAAUUGCUGUUAUAAUCAUUAUUUAUCUGGUUGUGAAGAUCAAGAAGAAUAAGAGGCAUGGUUAUUCCCACAACCACUGUUGUGGAUUUGGAGGUGGCGAUGACAAUCAAGAUGCCCUAGGAGAUACCAUUGAAAUUAACCUAGGAGAUUGCCCGAAUGAAGAGGACGGAGCAGAAGAACUAUGAUGUACUUAAGAUCUAAACAUUGAUUUUUCGGAUCAGUAUCAGUAUCUAGGCAACUGCCCACCUACCCCUCCCUUAACUCAACGUUGGGUUAGGGGAGGGGUAGGUGGGCAGUUGCCCAAAUACUGAUAUUGAUCCGAUUUUUCUACUUUUCUAAAGCGGGGGUCACAAUGUGUUAAACAGAGGAUUCUCCCCAGUUUUUGCCACCUGAAUAUUGUUGGUUGUUUGCUUAAAAAAGGCUCACAAAAGGGGGGUCACAGACACUUAGGUCCCCCUCCUUCCCCCAGCUAUGCAGUUGUCUCAUCAUUAAAGUCAUUUUUUAUUUUCUUUCUUUACAUUUUUCUUUAUUAUUUUUUGUUUAAUAUUUGAAAUUUAUUUCGCUAAAAUAAGUGUAAUUAAAAGUCAGGGUAGAUGUGCAGGACAACAGCUAUUUAAAAAAAAGGUCAAGUUUUAAAGAAAAAAAAAAUCUCUAUAAAAAUGA